Molecule: messenger RNA, 1216 nt
Organism: Gekko japonicus
Lineage: Eukaryota; Metazoa; Chordata; Lepidosauria; Squamata; Gekkonidae
Gene: SBSPON
Product: somatomedin B and thrombospondin type 1 domain containing
Exons: 5
Coding region: 20-832 (270 amino acids)
Source: RefSeq, a predicted model, not a curated record
UUGCCUCGGAGGCAGGGCGAUGGGGGCUAGGGCCGGGCCGGCGGCGGUCCUGGGGCUAGUGGCGCUGGUGGCUCUCUGGCCCGGCGCCCGGGCAGGCUGCGCGGAAGAAGGGCGCUGCUGCCCGGGCCGAGAUUCGACGUGCGUCGCUACCGGGUGGCGCUUGAGCCGAGCCUACGGGACCUGCUUCUGCGACGAGGCGUGCAAGACGACCGGCGACUGCUGCUAUGACUACGCCCAGGCGUGCCCAGCUCUUCCAUGCAUUGUUGGAGAAUGGACUCAAUGGAGUGGCUGUGCAGGACAGUGUAAACCUAACUUACGAAUGCGAACACGCGUCAUACGGCAGGAACCAAAAAAUGGUGGUGAUCCUUGUCCUCCAUUAGAAGAAAAGGCUGGCUGUUUGGAGUAUACUACGUAUCAAGGGCAAGAUUGUGCGGAUGAGCACGUUCCUGCUUUCAUAACAACUUCUGAAUAUAGUAGAGAGAGGAAAAAACGAGCUGUACACCCAAGGUGGUCUUCAGAAACAGAAGAUUCCAGGAGCUACUGUGUGGAGUUUAGAACAGAAACAUUGUCUCCUCACUGCUCUGUGGAAAGUCGCCCAUAUGCCCGAUGGAUGCAGUAUCUACGAGAAGGAUAUACUGUGUGUGUGACUUGUCAGCCUCCAGCUAUGCACACUGGCAGACAUAGAUGUUCUGGAGAUGGCAGUGAUGCAGAUGGGAAUGCAGUUCUUCAGUGGCAAGCAGUUGGCAAUCCUUUAUGCCAUGGAACAUGGAAAAAAGUUCAGCAAAUGGAAGAAUGUUCAUGUCCUCUUGUACAUAGCUUUAUUUUUACAUAAUAAUUUGAAUUUAUACCUUUUAAUAUCUUUAAUUGAAUUGAUCUGGAAACUACACUACUGUUGGGCCUGUGUAACUCUGUUGCUUUUGAAAAACAGCCAAGUCAAGAUUUUGGAAUCAUUCUUUGUGCUCUUUCUUGCAGAAAUUAGAAUGGAGUUAAACUGAACCAUGUUAUAAUUAGUUAUAUUUCUGCAGUGGCAUUUUUUACUUUCACAUAAUCCACUGGCAGCAAUGCUUGCAUAAGUCCCAUAUAAAUGGAGAUUUAGGAAAGUAUUUGCAACCACUUUAGAAGAGCCUAGUGAGUCCCACAGCAUACUCAUCAUAUGGUCCUUGAGAGAUAUUUGCCGGAGGCCUAUCUGCAUCACAUGAACUAAUGAUAGGGGUAG